Patiria miniata (bat star) is the source of this 1020-nucleotide messenger RNA. Its product is annotated as lactadherin-like. Lineage: Eukaryota; Metazoa; Echinodermata; Asteroidea; Valvatida; Asterinidae. Bases 1 to 723 code for a protein of 240 amino acids. The record is from RefSeq and is a predicted model, not a curated record. The transcript is spliced from 4 exons.
AUGCAAACGUACAUUAUAGUGACGAUCUCGUGUCAUCAAGUCUGCUUCAUCGGAUCGGAGUACAACCCACAUUCUGGUAUGCCACCCCGUUGGUUCUUACCGUGCGAAGAUCCGUGCGAAUGCACUGCUAUACGCCUGGGCGGAAUGCGCAUCCCUGCUUCGUCAUACCGCCAGGGGGCGCCCCACUACCUGAACGAGCUUUUCCUGAGCGAGGAUUCCGACGAAAUUCAAGCUUACUUCGACUGUCAGCCUGCAGAGAAUAAUCCAGCUGAGCGUUCAAGCCCGCAACCCCUUGGUAUGGAGGACGGGACAAUCCAAGAUGAACGAAUCACGGCGUCCAGUAGUUACUACUGUUGUUCUGCCAGUGAGGCACGCCUCAACCAUGACAACGGAUGGAUAGCCGAGAGUGACGAUGCCAAUCCCUGGAUCGAGGUGGACCUCGUUGAGUCUACAGUGGUGAGCGGGGUCAUCACACAAGGCUACAGGGACACUUUGUAUGUGAAAAAGUACAUGGUGGCGUACAAGAAACAGCCCUCAUCUGACUAUGAACACGUUAAUGGAAACGGAGACAUCAAGGUGUUCAUCGGUUACGUUGAAGGCAACACCCUGGUCACUAGCCUGUUUGAUGAGAGUGUGGUGGCCACGGUAGUGCGCAUUGAGCCUACUGAAUGGAAUGUUGGUGUUGCUCUGCGAUUGGAGCUGCUUGGAUGUCGCCGUGAUUAAUUCAGUUUAAGCAGCAGCUGAUUCUUUCCAACAGCGCUGACAAAUUUUCAUUCCACAUAAAAGUAAAUGCGACGGUAGAUAACAUUAAAAUUGAUAAUAAAUACCAUGUUUGGUAGGAGGAAUAUUUCUCACAAAGCAAGAAUACACUGAAGAUUUAAAAUAAUCACUACGGACUCUGAUGAGGUUUUUGUCUUUAACUAAAAGGUAUCUCGAGGUAAAAAUACAUUCUAGGGUAGUUAAUGUUCACAAUGUUUAUUAAAAUUAAUGAACCUAUUAUCUCCAAGUUUCGUUUGUGGA